GACACAGAGCACGACAUUCCCUGGCCCCAGGACUCUGAGCCUGCGGUCAGAUCCCGGCUGGUGCAGGGGGGCCACGACCCAAGGAGCCCAGCCGCUGGGUGCUAAGGACCUGCUUUUCGAUGUGCCACAAGCGAAGGUAGCAGGGAGCGGCAGGGGCAGCGCCAGCACAAAGUCCUCGCUGUUCUCAGGGACAGCACACGCUGGUCUGGAGGAUGGAAGCAGAAACAUUCCCCAUGAGUCUGUGUAUUAUGGUCGCACCUAAAGGACCCAAUCCUAGCCUGGGCCCCUCCUUGUUUUAGGAUCUGCAAAGGAGAGCCCCUGCCCACACCGCUAACAAAUCCAGAGCCCAGCUGAAAGGUGGCUGGUUUGGUUACACACAUGACCCUGGGGCCAGCAGGAUCCUAUGGGGGGACGCAGUUUGGCAGUUGUGCCCAGGCCUCUCUCCCACCCCUCAGGGCAGUAGCAAGGCACUGACUACAUUUCUCGUUUCUGGUGUUUAUUUGGAGGCUGGUCACAGGACAGCUGGGGAAUGUUCUUGCUGCCCUAAGCAAACUGGCAGUUGAUAAAGCAAUCAGUCCCCGCACCCCUGCCCAGGGAGGCAGCCAUCCCAGCUGUGGGGAGGAUGGGGGGAGCUGUAGGAGUUAAAAAUGCAGAAAUGCUGGGGCUUGUGUAAGCAGCUGUGGGCUGUUGCAGAGGUUCUGGGCGGAGUUCUUAGCACACCAGCCUCUCGGGAAGUGGCUGCCAUCUCCACUCUGUCGAGGGCUAUCGUCCCCCUGCUUUGGGGCCAGAGCUGACCCCUCACUGGGCAGGGGUGGGUUGGAGGGCACAUUCUCUGGGGGCAGGUUAUCCCAUCACCGUCUCUGCAGCAGUGGGCGAUGGCCUCUAUUGAAGACUGGGCUAGAGGGACCCCAUGGCUGGUCCAGUCUGGCCAUGCACACAAUGCUGGGCGUUGUGAGUUUGCCAGGUCUCUGUGAGCACUGCUAAGGCCCUCUUCUCUCUCUGGAGGACCUGGGCUCUUGGUCAGCGUGGGGCGUGAGUGGGAGCUGCCCCAGCUCCCCUGUGGGAUGCUGGGAAGAUCCCACUCCAGCCCCGGCUAUGAUGCUGCAAGGCAGCCAGGUGCUGAGUGGGGAGUCUCUCACCAGCGCAUUUUGACAGGGCCCCUGGCCAGCCCUGCUCUGAGGAGCAGCCGGCAGUGACCCACACCCUGCUUCCCUGGGGGAAGGACUCCAAGGCUGGCGCUAGUUUGUUUGCUUCCCUCUGUGCCAUCUGCUGGGGACGGUGCGAGUCCAUGUGGUAAGCCCUGCUUCAUAAACAGUCUGAACAGAAAGAGCUAAUAAAGGAUUCACUGCCGGAGUCUGGCCCGCAGUUUGGCACCAUCCACGGCACCUUCUGCGGCUGUGUCUGCGACAUGCAUUGUUCACAUGUGUGACAGCUGAGGAAGCAGAGACGACUCCCACCCACGGAGCGCAGCAGUGGCCAGCCCACGCCUGGGUGGGGACAGCUUGGCACUGAAGCCCCAGCAGAGGAGGGUGAGCCACUGGGGAAGGCACCGGGCUGGGACUCAGGAGAUCUGGCUCCAACUCACAGCUCUGCCACAGACGCCUGCUGAGCCCUGGAGGCGCGGAUCCUGGCGCAGAAUGAGUGUCACCGAGCUGUAUGGUGACUAUGAUCCUGACUCGUACCCUAACUUCACUGCGCCCGACUUCGACACGCUGACUCCGCUGCCUUUCCAGCUGACCCCCGUCCUGUGGGCGUCUCUGGUUCUCUACUCUCUCGUCUUCCUGCUGGGCGUGCCGGGGAACGCGGCUGUCAUCUGGGUGACGGGCUUCAGGAUGAAGCGCACGGUGAACACCGUUUGGUUCCUCAACCUGGCGGUGGCUGACCUCCUCUGCUGCCUGGCGCUGCCCUUCCUGGCCGUGCCCGUGGCCCGCGGCAACCGCUGGGAGCUGGGUGACUUCGCCUGCAAGCUGCUCCCAUCCCUCACCAUCCUGAACAUGUUUGCCAGCGUCCUGCUCCUGACGGCCAUCAGCCUGGACCGCUGCGCCCUGGUGACCAAGCCCGUCUGGUGCCAGAACCACCGCACGACCCGGCUGGCCUGGGGCCUGAGCGGGGCAGCCUGGCUCCUGGCUCUGCUCAUGACCCUCCCAACCUUCAUCUUCCGGACGACGCACCACAAGGCAUUCUCAGACAAAGUGAUGUGUGUCAUGGAGUACGCUCCAGUGUCCGGUUACCAGACCGCCGUCGAGGUGUCCAUCGCUACCUUCCGCUUUGCCGCCGGCUUCCUGGUCCCCUUCGUGGUGAUUGCCACCUGCUACAGCCUGGUCCUGGCCCGUGUCCAGGGUAGCUGUGUGGCCCAAUGCCACAAGCCCACAGUCAUCGUACUGGUAGUGAUUGUUGGCUUCUUUGCCUGCUGGCUCCCUUGCCACGUGGUGGGGCUGAUCCUGGCCACCCACGCUCCCAACACCCGUCUGUACAAGCUGGCAGAUGCCACCCAGCCCCUCGUCGUCAGCCUGGCCUACGUCAAUAGCUGCCUCAACCCCAUCAUCUACGUGGGGAUGGGCCAGGGCUUCCGGGGCUUGGUGCAAAGCCUCCUGGCUGACAUCCUCCAGGAGGAGGGGGCAGACCUAGAGGGUGAGGGCCAGGUUCAGUUCACGUCCACAGGCAGUGGGCAAGCCACUGAGACAACGGUUUAGGUCCGUGGGGAUCCCCCAGCUCAGGAGGGACCAGGAGAGCAGGGGACUGGACUGAUAAGGCGAGAUGCUCGCAGCCUGGCUGCUGUCCAUUGUGGGAUGCUGAGAUUCUGUGCCUUGCGGGUACCGCAUCUGUGUCUUGAGUGGUCGCUUACCCUGGCUGGUGUUGUGGGGAGCUGAGUCUCUGGAGAGCCGGCUGGAGGGAGCAGUAAGAUCUGCUGCCCCGUGAACAUCCUGCAGCCCCUCAGGGAAGGGGCUAGCUCCGUAUUACCACUGAACUGCUCUGACUCGAAGCUCUGGGGACAAGGACCGUCUCUCUGUUCUGCAUCUGUAUGGUGCCACUGAAAUAGAGAUCACUAAUAAAUCAGAGCCUUGU
This is a messenger RNA of Dermochelys coriacea (leatherback sea turtle), 3066 nucleotides long. RefSeq names its product C5a anaphylatoxin chemotactic receptor 1-like. The record is from RefSeq and is a predicted model, not a curated record. Lineage: Eukaryota; Metazoa; Chordata; Testudines; Dermochelyidae. Bases 1638 to 2693 code for a protein of 351 amino acids. Gene Ontology annotation, biological process: complement receptor mediated signaling pathway; positive regulation of cytosolic calcium ion concentration; inflammatory response. The transcript has 3 exons. Gene Ontology annotation, molecular function: G protein-coupled receptor activity; complement component C5a receptor activity. Gene Ontology annotation, cellular component: plasma membrane.